UUCUCUCUCUUUCUAUGAAUGGAAUAGUAGUUCGGUGCUCAUUUAUGAUUUGCAUGUAUGCAAGAUUUCAUCUUUGAUUUGCAUGCAUCAUGUAUUAAUAUCAAUAUAUGUACACACUCUCUCUCUAGACUUUUCUUUCUCUCUCAAAAAUCUUCCAUUCUUUUCAAUACUACUUCAAGUUGUAGUGUGCAUGCAUUUAUUCAGCCACAGUGCAUUGAAACAUUCAGUAAUCAAUAAUCCUUCUUGAUUGUAGAAACCUCCAUACUGAUUUCUACCACUAUGUCUGUUUUUUGGUGCUAUUUUUCAUGGUUUUUCUCUUGAAGAAUUAAUUUACCCUUCAAAAAGAGAGUAUUUUGAGCCAAGAUUGAGUCUUUCUUCAUCUAGUGCAACAUUGAUGAUCUGGGUUUUUGUCUAAUGGGGAUAAAAAUGGCAUAUUUAUGUUUUUUUACUCUAUUUUUAGUAACUGUGUCAUUUGGGUAUGUUUCAUGUUUGAGAAAUACUACUUUAGAGACUCUUUUAGAGGUAAAGAAAUCCUUUGUGGAAGACCCAAAUGGUGUACUGAAAACCUGGUCUGAUAAAAACCCAGAUUUCUGCAAAUGGAAUGGAAUCUCUUGUGAUGAUGACUCAGUUGGUAACUCGGACCGAGUUGUACUGAGUCUUAACCUUUCUGGGUCAUCACUCACUGGGUCACUAUCCCCUGCACUUGGUAGUUUAAAGCAACUACUCCACCUUGACCUCUCUAGUAACCAACUCAGUGGUCCCAUCCCAACAACUCUUUCAAACCUUUCCUCCUUAGUAUCUUUACUUCUUUUCACAAAUCAGCUAAGUGGGCCUAUCCCUACUCAACUUGGCUCACUCACAAGCCUCAAUGUCAUGAGGAUAGGUGACAAUGAUCUCACAGGUCCAAUCCCUACAUCAUUUGGCCAACUUUCUAAUUUAGUCACCUUGGGUUUAGGCUCUUGUAGUCUCUCUGGUUCAAUACCUUCCCAAUUAGGAAAGUUAACCAAGCUUGAAAAUUUGAUCCUGCAAGAAAACUAUUUGGUGGGUCCAAUACCAGUUGAGCUAGGAAAUUGCACAAACCUUGUUCUUUUUGCAGCAGCUGAGAAUAUGUUAAACGGCAGUAUCCCUCAAGAAUUGGGUGAGCUUCAGAAUCUUCAAAAUCUGAACCUUGCAAAUAAUAGUUUAUCAGGUAACAUUCCUGACCAAAUUGGUGAUAUGGGUCAGCUUGAUUACCUAAAUUUGAUGGGUAAUCAGCUUGUGGGUCCCAUCCCCAAAUCAUUGACCAAGUUGGGUAAUCUUAGAAGCAUUGAUUUAUCAAUGAACAAGCUCACUGGAUUCAUACUUGAAGAGUUUGGACAAAUGAAUCAGUUAGUGAACCUGGCUUUAUCUGGCAAUACACUUUCUGGUACAAUACCAUCCAGUAUUUGUGCUAAUGCAACAAGUCUUCAGAGCAUGUAUCUGUCAAAUACCCAACUUUCCGGUGAAAUCCCACCAGAAAUUAGUCAAUGUCAGUCACUGGAAAUCCUUGACUUAUCCAACAAUACACUCAACGGGUCGAUACCCGUUGAGUUAUAUCAGUUGGUUGAACUAACUGAUUUGUAUUUGUACAACAACAGUUUAACUGGUGCAAUUUCUCCUGCUAUUGGAAACCUCAGCAAUUUGCAGAGUUUGGCAGUUUACCUGAACAAGCUUGGAGGAAAUUUGCCUAAAGAGAUUGGUAUGUUGGGAAAUCUUGAGGAAAUUUUCAUCUAUGACAACCAAUUUUCAGGGGAAAUUCCUUUGGAAAUAGGCAAUUGUUCAAGCUUACAGAUGAUUGAUUUCUAUGGGAAUCACUUCAAUGGGAACAUACCUAGUACCAUAGGUCUUCUUAAAGAAUUGAAUUUCCUGCAUCUCAGAGAAAAUGAUCUGGUGGGUGAGAUUCCACCUAGUUUGGGUGAGUGUCAGCAGCUUUUAAUCCUUGAUUUGGCUGAUAAUCAUCUCUCUGGUGGGAUUCCUUCAACAUUUGGAAACCUGAAAUCUCUGCAGCAGUUUAUGCUGUAUAAUAACUCACUUGAAGGUAAUAUCCCUGAUGAACUGAAAAGCUUGUCUAAUUUGACAAGAAUUAAUCUUUCCCAUAACAAAUUGAAUGGUAGCAUUUCUGCAUUGUGUAGUUCCACUUCAUUGCUUUCUUUUGAUGUCACUAACAAUGAAUUUGAUCAUGUAAUUCCUCCUCAAUUGGGGGACUCACCCUUGCUUGAAAGGUUAAGACUAGGGAACAACCAUUUCAUUGGGGAAAUCCCUCCAACAUUCGGGUUCAUUGGCGAAUUAUCCCUUUUAGAUCUUUCCAAAAACUCGAUUUCUGGCUCGAUACCCUUUGAGCUUUCAUCGUGUAAGAAACUAUCCCAUCUUGAUCUUAAUGGAAACCGUCUCACCGGAAAGCUCCCAACUUGGUUUGGGAGUUUGCCCAUGUUGGGGGAACUCAAACUGUCCUUGAAUUCGUUCAUUGGUCCUUUGCCACCCCAAUUAUUCAACUGUUCUAAGCUCCUUGUCCUUUCCCUGGAGGACAAUCAGUUGAAUGGUACAUUACCCAUUGAAAUUGGUAAUCUUGGUUCUCUUAAUGUCCUUAAGCUCAGUAAGAAUCAAAUUUCUGGCUCUAUCCCACCUUCAAUAGGGAAAUUGAGCAAACUCUAUGAGCUACGACUGUCGGAUAAUCAACUCAAUGGUGAAAUCCCAGUUGAUAUUUCUCAACUUCAGAAUCUCCAAAUCAUGCUAGACCUUAGUUCAAACCGUCUUACCGGAUCAAUUCCACCACAAAUUGGACUGCUUUCUAAGCUUGAAGCUCUCAGUUUAUCUCACAAUCAGCUCACAGGAGAUAUACCGCCUCAGAUCGGUGAAAUGAGUAGUUUGAGCCUUCUUAACCUUUCAUACAAUAACCUUGAAGGGAAACUUGAUAAACAGUUGUCAAAAUGGCCAUCUGAUGUUUAUGAGGGGAAUAAAUUACUCUGUGGAAAGCCUCUUCUUCGUUGCGAUUCAGAUAACCCGAGAAAUAAACAUACACCAGGAGCAUUGAUACUUCCAACAUUUCUAAGCAUUGUUGCUGCGAUUGUCGUACUACUUGGUGUCGCCAUUUGCAUUAAACGAAGACGAGAGAUUAUGCAGAGAUCGCGGGUUUUAGGAGGGAGCACUUUCUCCUCUAGUUCUUCGAAUACAAACCGGCGUUUACUCAAUCUGAAAUCACCUAGGAGGCAGUCAGAAUACAGAUGGGAUGACAUAAUGGAAGCAACAAAGAAUCUGAGUGAUGCUUUUAUAAUUGGUUCUGGUGGUUCUGGCACAAUUUAUAAGGCAGACUUAUCGUUCGGAGAGACAGUAGCCGUGAAAAAGAUAGCACGGAAAGAUGAUCUGAUGUUAGAUAAGAGCUUUUCCAGAGAGAUUAAAACUUUGGGGAGGAUAAGGCACAGACAUUUGGUGAAACUAAUAGGGUACUGCAGCAACAAAGGCGAAGGCUCGAAUCUGUUGAUAUAUGAUUAUAUGGAGAAUGGGAGUGUAUGGGACUGGCUGCACGGACAAGGAAGCAGCGGCAAGAAGGGGGAAAAGAAGGGACUCGAUUGGGAGACGAGGUUGAGAAUCGCUGUGGGGUUAGCUCAAGGUGUGGAGUACCUGCACCAUGAUUGUGUGCCGAAAAUCAUUCAUAGAGAUAUCAAGUCAAGUAAUGUGCUGCUGGAUUCUAACAUGGAGGCUCAUUUGGGCGAUUUUGGACUCGCGAAACAACUCCAUAGCAAUUAUGAAUCUCUCAAUGAUACUGAAUCCAGUGUGUUUUUUGCUGGAUCCUAUGGAUACAUCCCACCAGAGUAUGCAUACUCAUUGAAGACAACAGAAAAAAGUGAUGUUUACAGCAUGGGAAUUGUAUUAAUGGAGCUCGUAACUGGAAAAAUGCCAACAGCUACAUGCUUUGGUACAGAUAUGGAUAUGGUGAGAUGGGUCGAAAACCAUAUGGAAAUGGAAGGAUCAGAACAGGAGAAGCUGUUCGACUCGAGAUUGAAGCCUCUAUCCCCCAAUGAAGAAAAUGCAGCUCUUCAGGUUCUUGAAAUUGCACUGCAAUGCACCAAGACUUACCCUGCCGAAAGGCCAACUUCGCGCCAAAUCUGUGAUCAACUCUUGCAAGUUUACAGGAACAGGACAGUCAGUUUCACCAAGAGUGACAGUAGCAUAGUUUGAAGUUAUCCUGAAUCUAUGUUAUUAGUUUAAUCCAAUGAUCAGUAGUUUGCUUUGGAAGAUUUUUUUUAAUUAAGUAUUUUCAGGAUUUGAUGCUAACAAGCAACAAGAAACUAAUUAUCUGAAGACUAUUAGUUGACAUUGGUAACUUAUUAUAUUUAUGAAUUUUGCUUGCAGCUAUUAUAUGAUGUAAAUAAAUAUUUCAAUGAAAUGAAGAUGGUUUUUUAUAUCUUUGGACGGUUUAGUUG
Molecule: messenger RNA, 4439 nt
Organism: Amaranthus tricolor (Joseph's coat)
Lineage: Eukaryota; Viridiplantae; Streptophyta; Magnoliopsida; Caryophyllales; Amaranthaceae
Product: LRR receptor-like serine/threonine-protein kinase GSO1
Exons: 2
Coding region: 415-4194 (1259 amino acids)
Biological process (GO): protein phosphorylation
Molecular function (GO): ATP binding; receptor serine/threonine kinase binding; protein kinase activity
Source: RefSeq, a predicted model, not a curated record